CGAAGCUAUUUACUUCUAUCAGUGAGCUAACCUUUACAACACCAAGAGGAGACGUCAAUGUCUUUAAAUGCAAUAAUGGCAGUUACAGAUCUUGGAGUUUCAUUGUUUACAACUUCACUUGCUUUUCACCAUUCACGACCAUUCAUGUAUCAACCACGGAACUUAUCUCUUCAAACAUUAAGACCAGGGACCAUGCGUACUAAAUUAUCCAUCAAGUCCAUUUCUCUUCCUGACCAGGUCCCUAAUCAAACUAAUUUGAGGAAGAAAAGUUUGGAGCAACUUAAAAGAAGCAGCCAAGAAGCAUUACUAAAUACAAGUGAUUCAUUGAGAACAUUGAAGACGAUUGAUACUAUCCAAAGGUUGGGAAUUGAGCACCAUUUCAAAGAAGAGAUCAACUUACAACUUGGAAGGCUAACGAAUUGGGAACCUGUUGAAAACCUUUUUGCCACAGCCCUUCAAUUUCGCUUAUUGAGACAUAAUGGCUGGCCUACCCGUUCUGAUGUUUUCAAUAAAUUUUUGGACAAAAGUGGAAAUUUCAAGGAAUCAGUCACCAAAGACAUUUGGGGCAUGUUAAGUUUGUAUGAGUCAUCAUAUUUAGGUACAAAAGAUGAAGAAGUACUACAACAGGCCAUGGACUUCUCAAGGGCUCAUUUGCAUCGGUCACUCCCAUACCUAAGUCUUGAAGUAAAAAAUAUUGUAGGUGGAGCCUUAAUGCUUCCAAGGCACCUACGAAUGGCUAGGUUAGAAGCCAAAAACUACAUGGUCGAAUGUAGGAAAACAAGCAGCCAAAUACCAGAUCUUCUAAAGUUGGCAAGGCUUGACUUUGACAUUAGUCAAUCGAUGCACCAAAAAGAAUUAGCAGAGAUAUCAAGGUGGUGGAAAAACUUGGGACUUGUUGAAAGUAUUGGUUUUGGCAGAGAUAAACCAGGAGAGUGUUUUCUCUGGGUGUUAGGGAUUUUACCAGAGCCAUGCUAUUCAAAUUGCCGCAUUGAACUUGCAAAAGCAAUAUCUGUUUUGCAAGUUAUGGAUGAUAUGUUCGACACUCAUGGAAAGUUAGAUGAACUUGUUCCUUUUACCAUGGCAAUCAGAAGGUGGGAUCUUGAUGCGAUGGAGCAACUACCCGAAUAUAUGAAGAUAUGCUAUAUGGCAUUGUACAACACCAUCCAUGAAAUUGCAUACAGAAUUCAGAAAGAGCACGGGAAAACUGUUAUUACUUGCAUAAAAAGAACAUGGAUAGACAUAUUUGAAGCCUAUUUAAAAGAAGCCAAAUGGUUCAACAAUAAGUAUGUCCCAACUUUUAGGGAAUAUUUGGAUAAUGGAGUGAUUUCUUCAGCGUCAUUUAUGGCCUUAGUGCAUUCAACUUUACUUAUUGGAGACAACCUUUCAGAGAAAACCAUUUCCAUGAUGAUCCCAUAUCCGAGGAUCUUCUCUUGCUCUGGGGAAAUUCUUAGGCUUUGGGACGACUUAGGAACCUCAAGGGAUGAACAGAAAAGAGGAGAUAAUGCUUGCAGCAUACAAUGUCUCAUGGCAGAAAAUAAUAUUUCUGAUGAAAAUGUUGCUAGGAAACAUAUAAGAAAGCUCAUAGGGAACUUAUGGUUAGAGCUAAACGGUCUUGCCUUGACCACAACUGAUUUUCCUUUGUCAGUUGCGAGGACUUCUCUCAACAUGGCUAGAGCAGCUCAAGCUAUUUAUCAGCAUGGAGAUGAUCAAAGUUCACUUACAGUUGAUGACCAAGUGCAGGCAUUGCUCUUUACACCCUCUGCCAACUAUUAGGAUGAAAGUAAUGUUAAUUAUGCGCUAUAUGACUCGAAUUCACAAAUAUUGAAGUUCUCAUCAAUAAUAGUGGUGGGUAGGGGUUCAUUCCAUCCACCAAAAAACAUGUCGAUAAAAAUAGUAGUGUUUUGUUAAAACUAUAGUGAGAAGAAAAACCUCCAAUAGAUAUUUAGAGGGGAAAAAAAACAUGUAUAAAACUAAAGGCCAAGAAAAAAAUUGCAUUAAUAAAAAUAAUGGAU
Molecule: messenger RNA, 2012 nt
Organism: Cajanus cajan (pigeon pea)
Lineage: Eukaryota; Viridiplantae; Streptophyta; Magnoliopsida; Fabales; Fabaceae
Product: putative terpene synthase 11
Biological process (GO): diterpenoid biosynthetic process
Molecular function (GO): magnesium ion binding; terpene synthase activity
Source: RefSeq, a predicted model, not a curated record